UUUGAUUUCUAAUGACAGGAGUUGAUCUGAAUGAUCAUUGCCUACAACUUUCUUUCCUGUAAUUAGUACAUUUGAGUGCCAUGCUUUCACUAUUGUUGUUACUGCUGAGUCUGAAGACUCUUAACCAGCCAGCAGUAGCAGCAGCAACAGCAAAAAGUGAGCAAUCUUUCGUGAAGAUUAAAGGAGUUGAUGAAGAUCCAACACCAGCAACUAACAAGACCUCUGAAGACUACUAUGAAGAAUCUUAUAAUGGUCAAACUACUACCGACUCACAAUGGUUGUAUGAAUUUAUUGAAGAAAGAGAUGAGUGUGAACCAAAUCCAUGUUACAACAAUGGUGUAUGUGAGAAUGAUGGUGAUGGCGAUUUCAAAUGUACUUGCCCCCGGCCUUUUAAGGGCAAAAGAUGUCAAUCUGUUAUAAAUGUGUGUAGGAAUGUCAAAUGCGGCCAUGGCGAUUGCGUUUUUAUUGAAACAGAGCCCUUUUAUGAGUGCAACUGUGUUGCCCCCUUCCAGCCUCCUAAAUGCAGGAGACCCUCACCCUGUAAUCCCAGUCCCUGUUUGAAUGGUGGAACAUGUGUAAAGGGUCGUACACGGAUUAAAUUCCAUUGUAACUGUCCUGCAAACUACAGUGGAAAGUUCUGCCAAGUUGGUCCUGAUGAUUGCUAUGAGGGAGAUGGUUCCUCAUACAGAGGUUUCGUCAGUGAGACAGAGUCUGGACAGGAGUGUAUGCCUUGGUACUCUCAUUUAAUAGCAUACAUUCCUGAAUAUACUGGGGAGGAGGAGGAGGAAGAGGAGGAUGAUGGAAUUGGAUCGCAUAACUAUUGCAGGAACCCAGAUGGAGAGAAUCAGCCUUGGUGUUUCAUAAGAUACAAUAACUCAAUCGUAUGGGAUAACUGUAAUGUCAAACGCUGCAAGGGACAGCCAGUUUUAACAACGCCUGAGCCAGUAACGGAGAAGGUACCUGUAACAACCACGCUUUCUUCAGAAAAUGACUUCUCUGUUUGUGGAAAGAUAUGGCAAAGUAGGAUUGCAUCUAGGAUCUUUGGUGGGAAGAAGGCCAAGCCUGGAACUCAUCCCUGGCAAGUCUCAUUGCAGACACGCCGCAAAAAUAGCACUCAUUCUUUUAUUCAUUCCUGUGGAGGAAUUGUCCUCAACUCCUGCUGGGUCCUCACUGCUGCUCACUGCAUACAAGAGGGGAAAGAGAUGCAGGUAGUUCUUGGUGGGGUGGACCUGGAUAAGCAUGAGGCAGCAGAUCAGACACUAGCAGUCAAAAGUUAUAUCAUGCAUGAGAACUACACUGAAGUUGACGAUGUCCAGUACAAUGACAUAGCUCUGCUCAAACUGAAGACUGUGACAGAAGAUGGUCUUUGUGCCAAAGAGACUAAGUAUGUAAAAUCUGCAUGUCUGCCCCCCUACCCUUUUCCUGAUGGGAUAGAAUGCACUAUAUCAGGCUAUGGAGUCACUGAGCAUGAUGAGCAAGGUUCCAGACAGUUGCUGGACACAAAAGUUCUCCUGAUCAACCAAAACCGCUGCAUGGCUCCUAAUGUUUUUGGUGAUCUGCUGGAUGAAAACAUGCUCUGUGCUGGACGAAUGCAAGGAGGGAUUGAUGCUUGCCAGGGUGAUUCUGGAGGCCCCCUGAUCUGUAACCAGAAUGGCACAAAUUAUAUAUAUGGCAUAGUGAGCUGGGGUGAUGGCUGUGGCAAGAAGAAUAAACCUGGCAUUUAUACCCGUGUCACCAAAUUUCUUGACUGGAUCAGUGAAAAGAUGCGUUCUACAUAAAGUUGGGCCACACUUUAUUAUCAAGCUUUUGCAAAACCUUUAUUUUUGUUUUUAUAGUCAUGUGACAAUAAAGGUGACUUGACUUGACUUGAAGAAAAUAAAUAUCCUGCAAUACCUUAUCUA
Messenger RNA from Tachysurus fulvidraco (yellow catfish), 1901 nucleotides. Its product is annotated as hyaluronan-binding protein 2-like. Gene Ontology annotation, biological process: proteolysis. The record is from RefSeq and is a predicted model, not a curated record. Bases 81 to 1778 code for a protein of 565 amino acids. Gene Ontology annotation, molecular function: serine-type endopeptidase activity; calcium ion binding. Lineage: Eukaryota; Metazoa; Chordata; Actinopteri; Siluriformes; Bagridae. The transcript is spliced from 13 exons.